CUUUUGCCCUAAUACACAUCCACAGCCGCCGCACCCUCCUCGCCUCGUUCUUUCUUCUUCUUCUUUUCUUCACUCUACUGCUCUGCGGAAGGAUCAACCACCUCAAACAAUCAAGCGGAAUAAAAAAAAGACGGCGUUCGAUCCGGUCGAAGUGUACCGACGCCAGCGGGAAAUAGGUUAUUGCAAAUAUACACCAUUUGAUAGAUUGCAUUCUGUUCUCAUUGUCUGUAAGACCCAUGGAUAUGGUGGAAACACAGUAUGAGAUUGAUCUGGGAAAUCUUAUGGCCUUUGAUCCGCAUCACCAGUUCAUUGCUCCUCCCACUUCCAGAGAGGAGGUUGUAAAAGAAGCCAUUGAAAAGGGAACCAGAUUAGUUCAAGCAGUUGCGGAUGCCCUUUUCAGUUUGCCCGCAACCGAAGACCUUAAUGGUCCCAUUGUCAAGUUGCCUGAACCUACUACCAAAUUGCCCAGAGAAAAACCUCUUCCAAAGCCUAAACCUCCAACUAAAUGGGAGUUGUUUGCUCAGAAGAAAGGUAUACAAAAGCGCAAGAAAGAAAAACUGGUGUUUGAUGAGCAAACUGACACUUGGAAACGGCGUCAUGGCUAUGCUAGCAUCAAUGAUGACAAUGAUGUACCAAUCAUUGAGGCCAAGAGUACUGAUGAACCCGGAAAGGAUCCGUUUGCUGAGAGGCGCAAAGAAAAGAAAAGCAAAGUUGAUAAACAGGAGAAAAAUCGCAUGAAUAAUCUGAAACAGGCUGCUAAAGUUGGUGCUCUGCCAAGCCAUGUUCAACUUGCUGCGACUGCUUUACCCAUUACGGGGACCCAAGAGAAGUCCAAGAAAAUUAGCAAGGAUGAGUUACAAAAUGUUGCUGGAAUGGCAGCAACUUCAACGGCAAGUGGUGGAAAAUUCGACAAGAAAUUACCUGGAGAGAAGCCCCCGAAGCAUGAAAAGAAGUACCGAAAGUUCCUACCGGCGGUUGAAGGGUCGGGAAUGGGAGCCAUGGAGAGACAGCAAACUGAGAAGGUUUUGAACAAAUUGAUCUCGAAAAACUCUCAUGAGAUACUCAAUGUAGAAAAGGCCGUAAACAUGUACAAUGUGAAGAAGGAAAAGAGGCAAAGAAAACAAGGUGGGCAAUCAUCAUCCUCUGGCAAGAUGAAGCCUAACAAGAAAUCUUUCAAGAAAUCGUCGAGAAACGGUUCAUCGUCGUCCAAAAAGGGCCCGUCGAACAAGAAGGUAUCAAAGUAAUCAAAUUUAUGUUCUUUGAAAGUAAAAUGCAUAACUUGCUUGCUGGUAUUAAGAUUUAUUUUCUUGUUUUACUAUUGAUAUUUGUAAUUUAGUUUACCAUAUUCUUGCUAUAAAUUUUGAUUUAUGUUUCUGCUCA
Molecule: messenger RNA, 1380 nt
Organism: Andrographis paniculata
Lineage: Eukaryota; Viridiplantae; Streptophyta; Magnoliopsida; Lamiales; Acanthaceae
Product: ribosome biogenesis regulatory protein homolog
Exons: 9
Coding region: 237-1244 (335 amino acids)
Biological process (GO): ribosomal large subunit biogenesis; endonucleolytic cleavage in ITS1 to separate SSU-rRNA from 5.8S rRNA and LSU-rRNA from tricistronic rRNA transcript (SSU-rRNA, 5.8S rRNA, LSU-rRNA); ribosomal large subunit export from nucleus
Cellular component (GO): nucleolus; preribosome, large subunit precursor; nucleus
Molecular function (GO): protein binding
Source: RefSeq, a predicted model, not a curated record